Molecule: messenger RNA, 3108 nt
Organism: Neurospora hispaniola
Lineage: Eukaryota; Fungi; Ascomycota; Sordariomycetes; Sordariales; Sordariaceae
Exons: 3
Coding region: 469-3075 (868 amino acids)
Biological process (GO): retrograde transport, endosome to Golgi; receptor recycling; endosome organization
Cellular component (GO): recycling endosome; trans-Golgi network; early endosome
Molecular function (GO): protein binding
Source: RefSeq, a predicted model, not a curated record
CAUCGAUUGGAGACCAGUGUCUUCUGGCCCGUGGCUUACAUAGGUACUAUACCUGCACCGCACCGCUGAGGUUACCUCGUUACCCUCCUCCUUAGCUUGAAGCGCUUGCCGACAUCGCGGGUUGACCAUCGAUUCGCCCUACAUAACUCUCUGUCGCUGUCCGUCGACGUCUCACAGUCGACCUUCCUCCUGGUUCGGCUUCUUUCACUGUGACCACGCGGGUUAUACCACAAGUCACAUGUUCAAUCCAUCAUAAAUCUACCCGGUUCAGCGCAUCCUCCAGCGCAGCGUAGCGAUAUUGAGGAUACAAAGAUCGGCACUGCCGGCCGCCGCCAAAGAAAAAAAGAAAGAAAAAAACAAAAACCAAAAAGAAAAAAGAAGAACCAACAAAUAGUGGCUUCAAGCCGCCAUUGAUAUAUACCCCUCGCCUGUGUCACCCCGAGACCCAUAGGGGAUAUCUCAACCACCAUGACUGCCAACAUGGAUAACCUACACUAUCAUGUGCGGGAACACGACCGCCACGAUGAAAUGCGCCAAAAGACCGGCUCUCGGGUUGAGAGCUUCUUCUCCACCAACAAUGUCAAGGACAGGCCAAACUCAGUAUACACCGAAUUCAUGGAGUCAGACUGGGAGAUGGAGGAGGACGAUAUCUACAGCGAUAUGGAGGAUCUGGCUCAUGAUGACGAGAUCUCACCUCGCAACAGCAUCGGUUCAUCAAAGUCGGGCGGUCAACCAAGCUUCACAACAAUGUCUUCCUACGAUGAGGUCCAAACACCAAGAUCGGUGCGCCAAAGAGGAGGGUUCCCGUUCCCGUUUGAGGAGAUGAAGCAAGUGGAAGGUCCUAGGGGACCUCAUCUUUUUCGCAGCUCCAUGUCCCUGCAUUCCGUCGAAUAUCAAAACGCCUUAUCCCUAUCGCCGAUUACGGAACGGAAGGCCCAAGAACAUGACCACUUUCUGCAACAUACCGUUCAUCUUACGACCCUUCCAACUAGGAGCAAGCGCGACUCCGGGCCCUUCCGAUUCACCGAUGUCGAACUCGACCCACGAACCCUUCCAGAAUGGACUCCUGAAAUGGUUGCCCAAUGGAUGUUCAACGCUGGUGUUGAGCUUAAUACCUGUGAGAGAUUUGUGGAGAACGAUAUCACAGGGUCCAUCUUAAUCACCCUAAAGUUUGAGGAUCUGAAAGAGCUUGGAAUCACCUCGUUUGGGAUGCGAACAAGGGUCUGGCAUGAAAUCCACUCCAUGAGGAACAUCCAGAAGCCGGACCCUCAGCCCGAAACUCCGAUUGAGGAUGAGCCAGACCGCAAGGUUGAGAGAGAGCUGCGGAGAAACGAAAGCGUGAAUAAGCCCAAGAGGAAGGCGAGCAAAGUGAGGCCAAAGAUCAAUGAUGUGAUUUCUCCUCUCGAGUCAGUCUCCAUUGUAGGCAUUGAGCAGCUCAUGCCCAAGCCUCACAGCUGCUCCAAAGGUGAGAACUGCGCCAAGUGGAAGCGGAAUCAAAAGAUGAUUGAGGCGUUCAAGAAGGACCACCCAUUUGUCAAUAUUGACGAAGGCGGUAUCAUUAUGGUUGCGGGAAAUCCCGGGAACCCGCAGACGGCUGAGGCUAUCGACCCCUUUCGUCCUGUCUCGGACGCCAUCCCGUCGGUUGUGGCAUCCUCAGACGUUAUGGGACCUGGAGAUCAACCAACUCUACAGUAUCUCCAGGAAGCCACUCUGCGAAAUGUCAUGUCGCGGGAUCCCCAAGACAACGUUCGCCAAUUUCUUGACUUCCAGAACCACCAUGCGGUCGGCUCGAGCGAGGUUCCCCCAACACCGCCGUUCGAGCUAUAUCCCCAGCAGCAAGCUCAAGGUCCUCAUGCGAGAUUACGUGCUCUUCCUAAGCUGGCCAUCCCUAAUGAGGGGGGCGCUGUUGCUGGACCUGUCUCUGCUCGUGCAACCUCUGCUCGUCGUCAGUCGCAGGUAAUCCCUUCGUUUCGUGAGAUGAGCGAUCAAUCUGCUUCUUCUGAAGAAGCGACUCCGGUUGGCGUAUACCGCUUCGGUACACCCUUCUCUGAGAUGGAUGUUCCGGUCACCAUGACCUCCAUCCCCAUCAUCUCUCGAGAUGUUUCCCAGUCGGUUCCGCCUGAUAUGAAUUACCGCCACAAUCCUGCCCCUCCUACGCGAUCUAUGUCUCGAGCCACUAUCCGUCGGCCCUCCUUCCCUGUCAUGCCUGCGCUGGAUGAGAACUCCAUCGUCACACCCCUCACUGCCGUGCAACCGCAGAACAAGUCUUUCUCUCGGAGAGCCACCAUCCAGACCCAGCGCCCUCUGCAGCCCCCUCCCCGUGUGCAAUACCCAUGGAGCCAGACCAACCGUACCACCUUUGAGCGCGCCAUCGCUCCCAUGCCUGGCUCUUCGGCAGUCAUUGCCCCAAGCAAGAGUGCCGGCACCAGCCCUACCGAAAGCCAUGGAGUCAGCAACAACCCCAGCAGCGGAAGCCGUCUUUCUCCCACCACCACCCAGCCCACGGAAGACAUGACAAAUGGCGAAGCAGUUUCCUACCAAGGCCUCAUGAAGAAGCGCAAAACCAAGAUGCUCCGCCACGAGUGGCACGAGCACUACUUCAAGCUCCGUGGCACCCGCCUGACCAUGCACAAGGACGCGGCCACGGCCAACAACAAGACGCUCGAGUACAUUGACAUUGAUGACUACGCCAUUGCUUGCAGCAGCAACGCCAACACCUCCAAGCUCAACGCCGCCUUCAAGGCCAUGCACAUCCGCCGCGGCUCCGGCGACGCCCAAUCCAAGGAGGACAUUGCCGCCUUCAGCUUCCAGUUGAUUCCCCAGGACGGUAAGGCUGCCGUCAAAGGGCAGUUGCGCAAGCGGGAGAACAGCGUCCCUGGCCCAUCGUCGUCGUCCGCCGCAUCGGCUAGCGGGGGCGCUAUCCACGGCGCCGUUAACGGCACCGGAAAGAUGCACCACUUUGCUGUUAAAAGCAGAGACGAGCGCAUUGACUGGAUGAGGGAGUUGAUGCUGGCCAAGGCGCUCAAGCAGAAGGGCGAGGGCGCCGAGGUUGUUGUCAAUGGCAGCAUGAUUUGAAUGCUUUCUUUCUUUGUAUUUCUCUGUUCUCAA